UGUCGCUACCCCUUAGGUAUGUCAGGUGGGCACAUCCCUGAUGAAGACAUUUCUGCUUCAAGCCAAUGGUCUGAAUCCACAGCAGCCAAGUAUGGAAGGCUAGGAUCAGAAGAUGGUGAUGGUGCAUGGUGCCCUGAAGUCCCUGUGGAACCUGAUGAUCUCAAGGAGUUCCUGGAGGUUGAUUUACAUGAGUUGCAUUUUAUCACCUUAGUAGGGACACAAGGCCGGCAUGCAGGAGGUCAUGGCAAUGAAUUUGCUCCAAUGUACAAAAUUAAUUACAGCCGGGAUGGCACCCGCUGGAUUUCUUGGCAAAACAGGCAUGGAAGGCAGGUACUUGAAGGAAACACUAAUCCAUAUGACAUUGUCCUCAAGGACCUGGAACCGCCUAUUAUUGGGAGAUUCAUUCGCUUCAUCCCUGUGACUGAUCACUCUACAAAUGUGUGUCUCAGAGUCGAGCUGUAUGGUUGUGUUUGGUUGGAUGGAUUGGUUUCAUAUAAUGCUCCAGCAGGGCAACAAUUAGUUCUCUCCGAUGGCCAUGUGAUCUACUUGAAUGAUUCAAUCUAUGAUGGUUAUAGCAUGACAGAAGGAUUAGGGCAACUAACAGAUGGGGUUUCUGGCUUGGAUGAUUUCAGCCAGAGCCAUGAAUAUUAUGUAUGGCCUGGUUAUGACUAUGUUGGUUGGAGCAAUGAGAGCACCACAAAUGGACAUGUGGAAAUCACCUUUGAAUUUGACCGAAUCAGAAAUUUCACCACCAUGAAGGUUCACUGCAAUAAUAUGUUUGCCAAAGGAGUAAAGAUUUUCAAGGAGGUGCAGUGUUACUUCCGCUCUGAUGCAAAUGAAUGGGAACCAAACACCAUCUCCUCGUUACUGGUACUAGAUGAUGUCAAUCCCAGUGCUCGCUUUGUGACAGUACCCCUUUUCCAUCGGAUGGCUAAUGCCAUCAAAUGCCAGUUCUACUUUGCUGAUACCUGGAUGAUGUUCAGUGAGAUUACCUUCCAGUCAGAUACAGCUAUGUACAACAAUUCUGGAGCCCUUCCUGAGUCUUCAAUGACUCCCACUACCUAUGAUCCUACUCUCAAAGUAGAUGACAGCAACACUCGCAUCUUAAUUGGCUGUUUAGUGGCAAUCAUCUUUAUCCUUGUGGCUAUCAUUGUAAUCAUUCUCUGGAGGCAGUUUUGGCAGAAGAUGUUAGAAAAGGCCUCUCGCCGGAUGCUGGAUGAUGAAAUGACUGUGAGUCUCUCUCUACCCAGCGAAUCCAAUAUGUUCCACCACAGCAGCUCCACACCAUCCAGUGAACAAGAAUCAAACUCCACUUAUGACCGCAUAUUCCCCCUUGGAGCUGACUAUCAAGAACCAUCGCGAUUGAUCCACAAGCUUCCUGAAUUCAUCUCAGGGGAAGAUGAGGCAGGAUGCAGUGGGAUCACCAAGCCAACCCAGCCAAAUGGAGCCGAAGGGGUUCCCCAUUAUGCAGAAGCAGAUAUUGUGAACUUGCAGGGAGUCACAGGCAGCAACACCUAUUCUGUCCCUGCAAUCACCAUGGACUUACUCUAUGGCAAAGAGGUGGCUGUGGCUGAGUUCCCUAGGAAGCUGUUGACUUUCAAGGAGAAAUUGGGAGAAGGACAAUUUGGGGAGGUUCACCUCUGUGAAGUGGAAGGAAUGGAGAGAUUUGUGGACCAGGAUUCUAUUCUGGAUGGUAGUGUCACCCAGCCUGACCUACUGGCUGUGAAAAUGCUGAGAGCUGAUGCCAACAAGAAUGCCAGGAACGACUUCCUCAAGGAGAUUAAGAUUAUGUCCAAGCUGAAGGAUCCCAAUAUAAUCCGGUUGCUGGCUGUGUGCAUCACUGAUGACCCUCUCUGCAUGAUUACUGAAUACAUGGAAAAUGGUGAUCUCAACCAGUUUCUGUCUCGUCAGGAACCCCAAAAUUUGUCAGAGAGCUCUACCCCUCCUACGUACCUUCCUCAACCUCCAUUUUGCCCUGAUCCUGUAUAUAAGCUAAUGCUCAACUGUUGGAGACGAGAUACCAAAACUCGCCCUUCCUUUCAAGAAAUCCAUUGCUUUCUUCAAGAAGCAACUACUUCAUAGUGAUGCCUUCAAAUGCUAUGGACCACCUCUUCCCCUUGCCAUGUUACCCUUUCCAAGUUAUACCCAGAACUGAAGCCACUUCACCUGGAGCCAUCAUUUCCUUUAAUAACACAGCUGGACUCAAAUCAACCAUCAAAGGACACAUGAGAGAGAAAUGGGGAUCUGACCAGGUCUGCCACAUAACCUUAUUCACGAUGCUGUGUUUUGGACUGGUAAAGACUGAAAAAGUUAUUUAUCUUGUAAAUGUUCUAGGUUGUGUUUUGUUUAAUGGAGUUUGUCCAUGAAAGAGAUGAAAACGUAUUCUUUUUUCCCUAAAA
Protobothrops mucrosquamatus (brown spotted pit viper) is the source of this 2399-nucleotide messenger RNA. RefSeq names its product discoidin domain receptor tyrosine kinase 2 (gene DDR2). The record is from RefSeq and is a predicted model, not a curated record. Bases 19 to 2082 code for a protein of 687 amino acids. Lineage: Eukaryota; Metazoa; Chordata; Lepidosauria; Squamata; Viperidae. Gene Ontology annotation, molecular function: ATP binding; collagen binding; protein tyrosine kinase collagen receptor activity. The transcript is spliced from 13 exons. Gene Ontology annotation, cellular component: signaling receptor complex. Gene Ontology annotation, biological process: cell surface receptor protein tyrosine kinase signaling pathway; multicellular organism development; positive regulation of kinase activity.